Chlamydomonas reinhardtii is the source of this 6292-nucleotide messenger RNA. RefSeq lists its product as uncharacterized. NCBI's taxonomy places the organism in Eukaryota, Viridiplantae, Chlorophyta, Chlorophyceae, Chlamydomonadales, Chlamydomonadaceae. The record is from RefSeq and is a predicted model, not a curated record. Gene Ontology annotation, biological process: protein phosphorylation. Bases 150 to 5624 code for a protein of 1824 amino acids. The transcript has 26 exons. Gene Ontology annotation, molecular function: protein kinase activity; ATP binding.
AGGAAACCAAGAGGCCAGCCGACAAUUUUCCUGUCAUACUGUCCACAGCAGUGUCGUUACUGCAUAAUUUUCAUCGUAACAAUGCAUCAGAGACCUUGCCAGUAUCCGUGCAGCAAUAUCUCAAAGUAUCGGACCGACCGAGUCAGGUCAUGAAAUUACAUGUUUUAAUAGCUUUUCUCGUAUUUAUCUAUGCCUCUAAUGCAGAAACGGUGGGGUUCAGCAUACAGAACCACCGGUUCGCUAUUUUUCGUGAGCCAGCUACCUAUUUGGAGGCAUUGGCAGCGUGUAGCACAUGGAUAUUUAGUGGUGAUGUAACUGGGGCUCUUCUUCCGACGUCGCUGCUCGGCGACGUGUUUGCACAUGACGAGCCACAGACGGCGCAGGAACUGCGGUCUGCGCUGGCGGAGGCCGCAACCCGCCAAGGGGAGCAGCAGCCGUGGGCGCUGUGGACCUGGGAUGAGUACCGGGUCUGCCGCGCCGCCAAGCUACUGCCUGCUGGCAACGGCGGCAGCGGUGUGGGGCCGGACCUCGCGUUGGUGACCACGGACCGGCCCUGCAGCUGGCGCCUGGCGUACGUGUGCGCGGAGGAGCAGGCGGUGGUGCUGGCGGCGGGGCUGUCGUCCUCAUCUGCCUGGUACCGCCGUCACUUAACGCCCGGGGCCCCGGCGCCGCUGCUGCCCAGCCCCUAUGCCGCCGCCUCUGCUGCUGCUGGGGCUGCCGGCGCUGGCAGCAGCAGUGGUGAGGGGGGCAGCAGCCAAGCCGGGCUGGCGCUGUACCGGAGCGGCUUCGUGGCGGGCGGGCCGCUGGGGCGUGUCUUUGGUGCAAACUUUAAUGUCAGUACUCUGACAACGGAGGUGGAGGACGGCGCAGACCGGUUCUGGCGGCUGGGGCCCGUCGUGAGCGCGAUGUACAGGGGCGGCAACCGGCGGCUGACGGCGCUGCGGCUGGUGCGCGAGGGGGAGGCGGCGGAUGUGUGGGCGGCGUACCAGGGGCAGAGCUCCGGUGCGGGCCUGCCGCCGCCGCUCGGCGAUGAGUUCGUGCUGGGGAACCGCGUGCCGGACUAUGACUCUGGCCCCGGCUACGAGACGUACAAUGUGGGGCCCUACAACGACUACAUUGUGGCGGUGGAGGGCUGCUUCCACGCCAACGAGGUGGAGGGCCUGACGCUGGUCAGCCGCAGCGGCCGCCGCCUGCAGUUGGGCCGGGGCGGCUGCAGCAACUGGUUCAGGGAGGAAGCGCCGCCCGGCGGCUACCUGGCGGGAGCCUGGUCCAGCUUCCUCAACGCCUCAGCCUGGGACAUUUACACCAUUACAGUCGGAUUGCUGCCGGCUGGAAGCGCCAUACAGCUGCCCUUUCUGCAACAGCUGUCCUUCAUCUGGGCGGCCCCCUCCGGCUCGCCGCCGCCGGUCUGGGUCGUGCGACGUGCACCCGUGCUGGACACGUGGCGCCAGCCGCCGGCGUGCCCCUGGACGCCUCCCAUGGGGAUACAGUUCUAUGAUGGGGGCGUACAGGGGUGCAGCGGGGCAUUCGGAGGAAUUCCCGAGCAAUUCAAUUUCCGCACCUGCAGCUCCAACACGUGUUGUCAGUACGCGGAGGUCUGGAUCAGCGGAGCGGGAGUGUUCUCUUCUUGCGGCACCACGUGGACGGCCUGUCAGUCCAAGUGCGCAACAUCUUCGGGCCUGUGCGGCGUGAUUCCCGAGGCCACCACACUCCACUUCUUGGCGGUGCCAAGAAUCCCGCGCAUUGACCCGUCAGUACCCAUCGGCUUGGUGACAAUGAACGCGGCCGCAGCUGCGGGCGCUGUUGCGACAGUAACCUCAGCCGGCCCCACUGACGCCGCGUUGGGGUCGUACUACAUAAACAGGGUGGAUUCGAUGUCGUACGCCGAUGCCAUACAGUACUGCGCCCGCAGUUCGUACAUGGGCGCGGACUGGGAGCUGGUGCGCGUGCAGGACGCAUUCGACUGGGCUGCCAGCGCCUGGACUCGGAGGGACGCGCACGAGGCUGUGUCGGCCCUGGGUUUCAUCUGGGUAGCCGCGUCGCCCCCGCUGGCGGCUGACUCAGCGGCACAGCAGCCCACCACAUUUAGCUGCAUGCGGGUUGCAUUCGGCCUGCCCGAUGGCCUGGACUCGCCGUCCUCGACAGACAGCCACACUGUGGCGGUGGGAGACUGCGAGGCGCAGGCGGCGGUGGUGUGCCGGGCUGUGGCCAAGCCACUCAGUGCCUCUGCUGCGGCUGCGGCUGCAGCAGCAGCUGCUGUGCAGGCGGCAGAGGCCGCAGUGGCGGAUGCCGACACGAGCACCACCAGCGGCCUUGAGGGUGUGGACGUGGGCAGCACGUACCCGCCGGCGUCCGCAGUGCUGGGCGGCGGCAGCAGCUUGGGGGACCGGGGGCUGAUCAUCCCUGCAGCGGCAGCGGCGGUGUGGGUGCCGGGGCCACACACACUGACCGUCAGCAACAGGCGGCUUGGCAACGGACCAUACGUGAACAGUACUGCGGGUAGACAGGAUUUGUGCACUGUCGCCAUAGGCAACACAGACACGGCACCAAUUGGUAGCAUAAAUAACAGCAGCCUUGCAGCGCAACCCAGCAGCAGCAGCACAGGGGCAAUCGCAGGCCAGCGGGCAACUGCGGUCGUGACUUUGCAGCAGCCCAUCACAGCCAUCUCGGUCAGUGUUGCAGUGCAGCUCUCAAACGAGACCGACAGUGUGGCAGUGCUGUCAGCGGUGCGGCUGAGGCUGGGCACUGGCGGCAGCUGGCAGAGCAUGGGGCUGGUCAGCAGCGGCGGGUGGGAGACGUUCCAGCUGGCCCCCGGGGAGGUGGUGGUGGCGGUGAGUGGCUGCAUGGGCGGGUUCGUGGAGCGGCUGGUGUUCCACACCAACACCGGUAGGCGCUGGACGCAUGCGCUGCUGGGGGCGGCGGCGGCGUGCAGUGUGCCGUUCCUGGACUCGGCCCCGCAGCAGCCCGCGGCGGGUGGUGGUGGCGGCUACCUGGUGGGAAUGCAGGGCUCGGUUGGCUACUACAUCGGGUCACUGCAGCUAGUGUGGGGCUCACCAUUGCAGGCUGUCAGCGGGGCCCUAGGGCCGACGGCAGCUGUGUUGCCUGACGGGGUGCCUGUGGAUGGGACACGACCACAGCGGCCGUCAGCACUGCUUCCCAGUCAAGGCGCUGGCGCCCCGGUUGCUGGUCCAGAUACUGCGAACGUAUCAGAUACAGCAGCAGCAGCAGCAGCAGGCGGUGCUGGUGCCAGUGGCAGCAUGGCCCCCAGCAAUGUCGGCGGAAAUGGAGGUGUCCCAGUUGCUGCAGUGGCGGCGGGAGCAGCGACCGCAGGUGCUGCAGCUGUGGUGGCGGCGGCAGCCCUUGCGGUGGUGGUGGUGCGCCGGCGACGGCGGGGGCAGCAGGAAUUGGGGGCAGGCAAGGCGCCGCCAGCAGCACAGGACGGAAGCAUUGCGGGCGCCAUAAGCGAUGGAAGUGACGGCAGCAGCAGCUGCAGGCCUGCGUGCGUUGCGACAACGGUUGCAAAUGACCAGGCUGCGACAGUAGACAAGCACAUCAGCCUCGAUGUCACUGGGCUCCUGUCGGCAGUCGUCUGGUCAGCUACCACCUAUCGCCCAGGGCUUCAAUGUGCGGCUUCGGUUUCUAUUGUGCUGCAGCCGUCCGCUGCGGCUGCCUCGCCGUCUGUGGCGCAGCCCCCGCAUGCGCCUGUCAGCACAGCACCCAGCAGCUCAGCCACUGCCGGCAGCAGUGCGGAUGAUGCUGGGGCCGAUCCAGUAGCGGCAGCAGCGCUUGCGGCGGCGCUAGCUGCCCCUGCUGCUGCCGCAGCGAUGCAGGGACGGGGGGACACAGGGCCGCUCCUGGCCCCCAGCUGCUGCUGGGCGGCGGCAGCAGCGACUGCAGUGGGCGCUGCUGUGCCUCCAGCGGCGGCGGCAGAAGCAGGGGCACUCGCCACCGCAGCGGUGCCAGCUCCAGGGCAGCAACAGGCGGACUGGGCGGUGAUGCAGCCGGGUGACAUGGAAUCGAGGCUGGGAGCCUACAUGCACAGGCUGCAGGCGAGCAUUGCGUGGGACUCGCAGCCCAGGGGUCAGGGAGCCAUCGCGGCUCAUGCAGCAGGUGCCUCGCACGCAGCGAGCGGCGCGGACCCCGAUGGUUGGCCGCCCACGGCCGCCACCGUAGCAGCUGGCGGCUCCAACGGCCUACAGGGAUCGGGCCAUCCGGCUGUGAUCAACGCAGCGGCUGCUGUGGAAGUGGGUGAUGGCGGCACCGGCAAUGCUGUGGGGCAACAGGACAUUGGUGCGGCCAUCACUGGAAUGCAGGCGACCCUGGGGGCUCGUCAGCAGGGCGCUGGUCAGGGCCUUCACAUCCACACAGUGCUGGGGUGCGGGGCCUUUGGCGUUGUGUACUUGGGCACGUGGCGCAACCUGCGCGUGGCCAUCAAGACACUGGUGGUGCAUGACGCACUGGCGGGCGGCAAGGCCCGGCAGCGGCACCGCGCCAUCAUCGAGGCCGCCAUCUCCAAGUCCCUGCAGCAUCCCAACGUGGUCACCACCUACGAGGCGGAGGUGGUGCCGCUGGCCGUGGUGCCAGAAGCAGCAAUGACACAAGAUGGCGACGCCUGUGAGCCAGAAGCAAAGCCACGGCAUACGAAAGCCACUACCGCAGGAGAGGGUGACGUGUACAAGAUGCUAAUCAUUCAGGAGUACUGCAAUGUCGGCUCGCUUGCAGCUGCACUACAUGAAGGCGUGUUUGGCAGCAUUGCGUUUCGUGGGCCAGCCAUGCUGUGUGGGCUGACGCUUGCGCUGGACAUUGCGUGCGGCAUGAGGCACAUCCACAGCCGCAACAUCAUCCACGGCGACCUCAGUGCCGGGAACGUCUUGCUCUCAAGCCGCGCUGCCUCGGAUUGGCCGUCACUGGCUGCGAUGGACGGAGAGGCUUCUGGCGAGCUGCUGGCGCCGUCCGCUGGGAGCCUCACGGGUAGUGGUGAUGUCGCGCCAAACACAGCAGCAGCGCAGGAGCCCCACGAUUCACUGGCGGUGGCAGCGAGCGACGCGCAGCUGCUGCGGCCACUGGUGGGGCUGUGGCGGCCGCCAGUGACAGCCAAGGUUUCUGACUUUGGGCUCAGUCUCCCCAUGGGCGAGAACCAGACACACGCCUCCAAUCGCUUCCAGGGCACGCCCGGCUACGCGGCGCCCGAGGUGCUCAGCCGCGGCCGCCUGUCCCUGGCGGCGGACGUGUGGUCCUUUGGUGUGCUGCUGCUGGAGCUGUGCUACGGCAUGCGGUUCAGACAUAUUCUCGCACAGCAGCAGGCCGCACCCGGAGGCGCGGCGGGUGCUGGCGUUGCCAGUGCUGGCGAGCAAGAGCCAGGCGAGGAUGCGGGCACUGCUGACGGCGGCAGUACCACCAGCAGCGCUCCGGCAUGGGCGGCACUUCCUGCCACUUGCCCGCCGCAGCUGGCGGUGCUGGUGCGGGCGUGCCUCUCCCUCAAUCCCUUGGUGCGGCCAUCCUUUGACCAGAUUGCAACACAGCUGUUGGCCGUGCUGGUCGGUUCACACAAUGCAUGCCAGCAGGUUCCACUGCAGCCACAAUCAGUGGCAGCAGGAACACCAGGAAGGCAUGAUGAUUCAUAAGCACACGCUGCACGGCGGGCUAUAUCUGGGCAGUCAUGAAUGUAUCCUUCAUUUGGCGUUAUACGAUAUGUAGGAAAAUGGAGGAAGGGCCAACACGGUGCAUCUGUACGUGUACGGUACGUCUGAACAAGUUUUGUGCUUUGUGGCGUUGGCUAAUCAGAGAGGCUGCAAAAUGCCUUCUCGGUCAAAUUUGACUGUAGUCAUUGGAAUUGUGAAGACUUGUAGGGAUGGAGUGAGUCACGCGCGCGCGGUCAAGACAACGGUAGGGUGCAGGCUGCCAUUCAUAGGGGGCGUGCAAACAGGGUGCAGGGGUUCCCUGACGGGGGUUUUCUUGUGGUCGGGGCCAGCUGUGUUCCCUCGUUGGACCGUCCAUUUUUGUGUUGCAAUAGCACACACACACUUGGAGCACAUCGACACAACCUGCCAGCUACCGUCGGUACAGUAACAGCGCGCGAACGACGCACCAAUGCCUUGUCCCUUCUUGCUACGCAUUUAUGUGGGCACGGGUGGGAGCCACACACAUCGGGACUACGCUUUCCUGCCCCUUGCCAUGUUCCAUCACGAACACACACUUGGAGCCCGGAAUUCGAGUACGACUGUUUCGCAUAUGUUUUAGGCGUGAGAGCUUCAAGUGCUCAGCUUGCGUACAGCUGUAAGCUCUGGACCUC